AUGCGCUGCCUAUUCGGAGAGGUCAUGGCUGGGAACUACAUGGUGCGCAACACCGCCUUCGCCAGGGCCUUCCUGCGGCGCUGGGCAUGGUACAACACCGUGAUGCCCAGGGGGGGCUUCUCCUCCUCGGACAACGGGGCGAUCCACCUGCUUGUCAUGGAGACGGUCCAGGUGGAGGGUUACGAUCGCUGCUUCAACCUUUACCGGAAGCUUGACAGGGGCGUCAACGACUUGAGCAAGUACUGGGAGUUCGUGAAGUGCACGCACGGUGCCAUAGGUCCCCCACGCGCGUGGCAGAUGAAGAGCGGCUCCCUGAUCGUGUGGCCUCGCCUUCAGUUCUUCGUGGUGGACGGGAUGUUCGUCAACAAGCUGGCCAGCGACGACAUCGGGCCCGUCAUGCACCACGGCAUCAAGGAUGCGAAGGACGUGACGACGCACUACUGGAAGGAUCUCCGCUCCUGCUCGCUGAACGCGGCCAACGUGACCGUCAGUGCCUCCGACCUCGGGCAGGAGUUCCUGAAGCUCGCCAGGAACUACCCCGAGCACUACCGGCAGGGCAACGGCUGCAGGCAGUGCGCCGACGCUGCGUCGCCACAUUCGCGUGCCCGCCCCUGGCGGACACGGAGGCGGACGAGCAGCUGGGCCUGCCGCGGCGGACCUGCGAGGGCCCCGCCUCGCUGCCGGCGCCGUUGUCGGACUGCGGUGCGGGCUAGGGGCGCUACUCUCCACCUCGGCGCGGCAGCUGCGGGGCGCCUCGGCGCGGGGCCGCAGUUUCCGCGGAGCUUUCACGGAGCGACGGGCGCGACCCGCGCUGCCGGCGCGGCGCUGCGCGCUGCCGCCCCGCGAUGUCGGCUCUGCGGCGCGAUGUCGGCUCUCCGGCGGCGGCCCCGCUUUUGGGGCGGG
This is a messenger RNA of Prorocentrum cordatum, 903 nucleotides long. The record is from the annotation of a GenBank genome assembly. NCBI's taxonomy places the organism in Eukaryota, Dinophyceae, Prorocentrales, Prorocentraceae.